Molecule: messenger RNA, 1071 nt
Organism: Gekko japonicus
Lineage: Eukaryota; Metazoa; Chordata; Lepidosauria; Squamata; Gekkonidae
Product: transmembrane anterior posterior transformation protein 1 homolog
Exons: 10
Biological process (GO): maintenance of protein localization in endoplasmic reticulum; positive regulation of cilium assembly
Cellular component (GO): ciliary basal body; endoplasmic reticulum membrane
Source: RefSeq, a predicted model, not a curated record
CCGCCGCCGCCGCCGCCCUCCUCGUCCUCGUCCUCCUCGCCCAACCCUGGCCAGCCCCACCGGACCGAGACGCUGGGCUUCUACGAGAGCGACCGCCUCCGGCAGCUCAAGCGCAGCGGGCCCGCAGAUCUUUCACUGCUGCGGUUCAUUAACGCAGAGCUAACCAGAGGUUACUUCCUUGAGCAUAAUGAAGCAAAGUACACAGAACGGAGAGAGAGGGUAUAUACGUGUUUGCGGAUACCUAGAGAACUAGAAAAGUUGAUGAUUUUUGGAAUCUUCUUGUGCUUGGAUGCUUUUCUCUACGUGUUCACCCUCCUUCCGUUACGAGUCUUUCUGGCAAUGUUCAGGUUCAUCACAUUGCCUUGCUAUGGCUUACGCUCUCAGCAAAGCCUAAGAACGAGUGACCAGCGAUUACUGCAACCUGCUCAGGUGUGUGAUAUUUUCAAAGGCGUUAUAUUGGUGAUCUGCUACUUCAUGAUGCACUAUGUUGACUAUUCCAUGAUGUACCACCUGAUAAGGGGACAAUCUGUCAUCAAACUCUACAUCAUUUAUAAUAUGCUUGAGGUAGCUGAUCGUCUUUUUUCAUCUUUUGGGCAAGAUAUCUUGGAUGCUCUUUAUUGGACAGCUACAGAACCAAAGGAGAGGAAGCGAGCGCACAUAGGUGUGAUCCCCCACUUUUUCAUGGCUGUGCUCUAUGUCUUCUUGCAUGCUAUUCUUAUAAUGGUCCAAGCAACUACACUCAAUGUAGCUUUUAACUCCCACAAUAAGUCACUUCUUACUAUCAUGAUGUCUAACAAUUUUGUUGAAAUAAAAGGAAGUGUUUUCAAGAAGUUUGAGAAGAAUAAUUUGUUUCAGAUGUCAAAUAGUGAUAUCAAGGAGCGAUUCACCAACUAUGUCCUGUUACUGAUAGUGUGUCUAAGGAACAUGGAGCAGUUUUCAUGGAAUCCAGACCAUCUUUGGGUAUUAUUUCCAGAUGUUUGUAUGGUGAUUGCUUCAGAAAUUGCAGUGGACAUUGUGAAACAUGCCUUUAUAACAAAAUUCAAUGACAUUACAGCUGAUGUAAGUACACAG